CAUCAAGCCGAUCCACGCUCCUGGCUGAGAUCCGCUGGUGCCCGAAGCCUGUCUGGGAGCUCCUAGCAUUUCUUUUGCCCCUCAUUUCCAGCUCUUUGAGACCUGAGCUGUAGGCUCUUUCUGCGGUCCUGAAGAACGGAAGUGGAGACUCUUUGAUCUUUGAUUUUUGACAGUGACGAUCUGGAUGGCUUCCACACGGAUCCGAGAGGCCAGGGAGAGAGAUUGUGCAGACAUUCUGAGGAUGAUACGGGAACUGGCCAAGUACGAGCAACUGUCCCAUCAGGUGAAGAUUAGUGAAGAAGUCCUGAGAGCAGAUGGCUUUGGAGAGAACCCUUUCUUUCACUGUUUGGUGGCAGAGGUUGUUCCAGAGUCUGGGGAGCUCCAAGGGCCCCGUGUGGUGGGCUACGGGCUAUACUACUUCAGCUACAGCACAUGGAAGGGACGAAACAUUUAUCUGGAAGACAUCUAUGUGAUGCCGCAAUAUCGGGGUCAAGGGAUUGGUACCAAAAUAAUCAAAAAGGUGGCUGAGGUUGCCCUGCAGAAGGGGUGCUCCCAGUUCCGCCUGGCAGUUCUGGACUGGAACAAGAAGGCCAUGGACUUGUACAAGUCUCUGGGAGCUCAAGAUCUGACUGAAGCAGAAGGCUGGCGCUCCUUUCGAUUUGAAGAAGAGGCAAUGAAGGAGAUGGCAGGAUGCUGACGUCAGCCCCAGGGGAGUUCUCUCUACUGCCCACUCGUUGGGAUCACCGUAUCAGGUUUCCCUAAGACUGUAUUCACAGACAGGGACCCAGACAGACACUACCCCAAAGGCCUCCUGAGGCGUAGAAAGAGUGGAAGCAAGGGACCAGUCUUGUUGAGAAUGACAAAUAAAAUACGUGGCUUCCCUGG
Peromyscus eremicus (cactus mouse) is the source of this 885-nucleotide messenger RNA. RefSeq names its product spermidine/spermine N1-acetyltransferase family member 2 (gene Sat2). Gene Ontology annotation, molecular function: N-acetyltransferase activity. Lineage: Eukaryota; Metazoa; Chordata; Mammalia; Rodentia; Cricetidae. The record is from RefSeq and is a predicted model, not a curated record. The coding region runs from base 185 to 697 and encodes 170 amino acids. The transcript is spliced from 6 exons.